CUUUCGUCUCCAUCACACCUUUUUCUCCCCUCUUUAUUCUGCCUUCUCCCAUCUCCUCCCAUUUAUCCUCUGGCACGCACUCAUCUAUUUGACCUCCUUCACAGUUCAUCUCCGCCGGUGGAUUACGAAGGUUUGGGCGGUGAAUUUCUCCCCAGAACUCCGGCUAUCAGCGGACAACGUAAUAAUCAUAGCUUCCCUCACAGCAGUCCAAGCGGAGGGCUCGCCGGAGGGCGGCGGCGGCGCUGGAAAAUACGAAAGUGGCAAUUCAAAUGAAGACUCUCUUGAGAGCAGCUGCACAUUGGUGACGUCAGCGGCGGCGGCGGAAGAGCCGGCGGCGGGAGAGACGGCGGCAGUGCCGGCGGAGGAAGAGACGGCGGCGGCAGUGUUGGCGGCGGUGGCACAAGAGAUGGUGGCUGGCAACACCAAAUCUGGUGUGGUAGUAUUGUAGACCAGAUCUGUGUAAAAUUCUAUUUUUGUAUUUUGUUUUUUGCUCCGUAUUAAUUCAUCUUUCAUUACAAAAACUUCAGCUUCUUUUCAUUAAGGGUAUUAUGG
This is a messenger RNA of Cuscuta epithymum, 552 nucleotides long. NCBI's taxonomy places the organism in Eukaryota, Viridiplantae, Streptophyta, Magnoliopsida, Solanales, Convolvulaceae. The record is from the annotation of a GenBank genome assembly.